This is a messenger RNA of Cygnus atratus (black swan), 1785 nucleotides long. It is a transcript of the gene OTOP2, whose product is annotated as otopetrin 2. Bases 1 to 1785 code for a protein of 594 amino acids. Gene Ontology annotation, biological process: proton transmembrane transport. The record is from RefSeq and is a predicted model, not a curated record. Gene Ontology annotation, molecular function: proton channel activity. NCBI's taxonomy places the organism in Eukaryota, Metazoa, Chordata, Aves, Anseriformes, Anatidae. Gene Ontology annotation, cellular component: membrane. The transcript is spliced from 6 exons.
AUGACUGAAGAGCCCGUGCGGAAAGACAGCGAGAUCCGACGCUCCAACUCCAGCAUGGGCUGCGGACACAAGGACGACAAAGCCAGCCUGGCUUCGAGCCAGAUAGCACCUUAUAGCCACCAACCCUCCACUCCAGCCUCCAAGGAAGUGUGGAAAAAGGGCGGCCGCGUGUUCUCCAUCCUGCUGGCCAUGCACUUAGCCCUUCUGGCCUGCACGCUGGUGAGCAGCGGGGCUUUUGAGAAAAUUGCUGUGCAUGAUUACGAUGUCUUCUUCCUGCUGACUGUCAUGAUGCUGAUAGUCAUCAUCUGGAUCAUCUUCUACCUCGUCAGCACCGCCCGGUGCCCAGAUGCCAUCCUCUGCAAAGACUCCCAUGCUGGACCCAUCUGGCUGAGAGGAGGCCUGAUCCUGUUUGCCAUUUUCAGCCUUGUCAUGGAUGUGUUCAAAAUAGGAUAUUACUCCAGCUUCUACAGCUGCCUGUCUGCGAUCAAAAUCAUCUACCCCAUUGUGCAAGCAAUAUUCGUGGUUGUCCAGACAUACUUCCUGUGGAUCUCUGCCAAAGACUGCGUCCAUGUCCACCUGAAUGUUACCAGGUGCGGCUUGAUGUUAACUCUGACUACAAACUUAGCAGUGUGGAUGUCUGCAGUGACAGACGAGUCCGUUCACAAAGCACACUCAAAGUUGAAGAAAAAUGUGACAGAUGACCUCCUCAGAUGGCUCCUGAAAGUGGGAAUGAGAAGUAGCUCAGCUGAAGUUUGCAAUUGCAACAGCCAAAUCUGCCAGAUUUUCAAGAAUGGCUACUUCUGGCUGUACCCCUUUAACAUUGAGUACAGCCUGUUUGCCUCCGCCAUGGUUUACGUCAUGUGGAAGAAUGUCGGCCGCUUUAUAGACCACCACUCCCACCACAUUCACCGCCUGAAGUUCAGGCUCUUCCAAAGGACCUUCUUUGUAGGCAUCGUGUUGGGCCUCAUCAUUCUGGUGAGCGGCCUGGGAGUCCUUAUCGUUUACGAGGUGCAGGUAAACUCCAGCACUGAAUCCAGCAAGAAGAGCCAAGCACUCACCAUGUACUACAUCUUCAACAUCGUGUGUCUGGGCCUGAUGUCUCUCGUCUGCAUCGGAGGCUCUGUCAUCUACCGCUUUGACAAGAGAGACAUGGACCGGCACAAGAACCCGACCAGGACCCUGGACGUGGCCCUGCUGAUGGGCGCAGCCCUGGGGCAGUAUGCUAUUUCUUACUACUCCAUCGUGGCCAUCGUGGCCAGCACACCAAGGGACUCCAUCAGUGCACUCAACCUGACCUACGCCCUUCUGAUGAUUGCUCAGCACACCUUCCAGAACAUCUUCAUCGUCGAAGGCCUUCAUCGGCAACCCCCCAAGGAAGACCACAAGCACGGUUCUCGCCAGAAGGACCUCUGCGGUCUCACCUUUGUCAAUGUCAGUGCGGUGUCCCUCCGCGUGCCUGACGGCGGCAGCACCUUGGCACCUAGCACUGCCCCUGGCGCUGAGGCCAGCCUUCCUUCCGAUCUUGUGCGGUCCCUCACAGCCCCCAAGAAGAUGAACUGGAGGAGGAGGUGCUUAAGGGAGGUCUCCAUGUUCCUCCUGCUGAGCAAUAUCGUACUCUGGAUCAUGCCAGCGUUUGGUGCCCGGCCCCACUUCGACAAUGAUACAGAACUGAACUUCUAUGGCGAUUCCAUGUGGCCGGCUAUUGUGGACAUUUGCCUGCCUUUUGGGAUCUUCUACCGAAUGCAUGCAGUGGCCAGUUUGCUGGAGGUCUAUAUCAUGUCCUAA